Molecule: messenger RNA, 547 nt
Organism: Sodiomyces alkalinus F11
Lineage: Eukaryota; Fungi; Ascomycota; Sordariomycetes; Glomerellales; Plectosphaerellaceae
Product: cytochrome c oxidase, subunit III
Exons: 1
Coding region: 208-513 (101 amino acids)
Biological process (GO): mitochondrial electron transport, cytochrome c to oxygen
Cellular component (GO): membrane; mitochondrion
Molecular function (GO): cytochrome-c oxidase activity
Source: RefSeq, a predicted model, not a curated record
GUUAUAUUAUCUUUUGUUAUGUGAUUUAGAGAUAUUAUAUCUGAAGGUACAUUUUUAGGUAAUCAUACAUUAGCUGUACAAAAAGGAAUUAAUCUAGGUGUAAUACUUUUUAUAGUAUCUGAAGCUUUAUUUUUCCUUGCUAUAUUCUGAGCUUUCUUUCAUAGCGCUUUAUCACCUACAGUUGAAUUAGGAGCCCAAUGACCACCUAUGGGUAUAGAAGCUAUAAAUCCUUUUGAAUUACCUUUACUUAAUACAGUUAUAUUAUUAUCUAGUGGUGCAACAGUAACUUAUGCUCACCAUGCCUUAAUUAAAGGAGAUAGAGGGGGAGCUUUAUACGGUUCUAUUGCUACAGUUAUAUUAGCUGUUAUUUUUACAAUAUUCCAAGGAGUAGAAUAUAGUGUAUCAUCUUUUACUAUAAGUGAUGGUGCAUAUGGUACAUGUUUUUACUUUGGGACAGGUUUCCACGGAUUCCACGUUAUAAUAGGUACAAUAUUCUUGGCUGUAGGUUUAUGAAGAAUUUAUGCAUACCAUUUAACAGACAAUCAUC